GAACUGUUCUGAUCCUGGCUUUGUGGAAAAUGCAAUUCGGCAUGGACAGCAGAAUUAUCCCGAGAGUUUCAAAUACGGAACAAGUGUGGCAUACCAUUGCAAGAAGGGCUUUUAUCUGUUGGGCUCGUCUGCACUGACCUGUAAAGCUAAUGGUUUAUGGGAUAGAUCAUUACCAAAGUGUUUGUCCAUUUCUUGUGGACAUCCUGGGGUACCUGCAAAUGCAGUUCUUUCAGGAGACAAAUUUACAUAUGGCUCCAUAGUUCACUAUUCUUGCACAGCGGGUCGAAGGCUCAUAGGAAAUUCUACAAGGGAGUGCCAAGAGGAUAGCCACUGGAGUGGGACCCUCCCUCACUGUUCAGGAAAUAAUCCCGGUUAUUGUGAUGAUCCGGGCGUUCCGGCUCAUGGGUCUAGACUAGGGGAGGAGUUCAAAAUAAAAAGUUUGCUACGUUUCUCCUGUGAAAUGGGUUAUCAGCUGAGGGGAUCUGCAGAACGAACAUGCCUGCUCAAUGGUUCCUGGUCAGGAAUCCAGCCUGUGUGUGAAGCUGUAUCUUGUGGGAACCCUGGCACCCCAGCCAAUGGUAUGAUAAUAUACACUGAUGGAAUAUUAUUCUCCAGUUCAGUCAUUUAUGCCUGCUGGGAAGGUUAUAAAACUUCGGGGCUAACUACUAGACAUUGUACUGCUAAUGGGACGUGGACUGGCACUGCUCCAGACUGCACAGUGAUCAAUUGUGGAGAUCCAGGUGCAUUAGCAAAUGGCAUUCAGUUUGGAAAUGAUUUCACCUUUAAUAAGACAGUCAGCUAUCAGUGCAAUCCAGGGUACUUGAUGGAGCCUCCAAGUUCAUCUACCAUGCGUUGUAUAAAAGACAGCACUUGGAACCAGAGUAAACCAAUUUGCAAAGCUAUUACUUGUGGCCCCCCUCCAACAGUGCUGUAUGGGAAAGUGGAAGGAUCUGACUAUCGCUGGGGUGCCAGUGUGAGUUACAGCUGUGCAGAAGGCUAUCAGCUGUCUAACACAGCUAUUCUCUCCUGUGAAGGCCGAGGAGUUUGGCGGGGAGACAUCCCACAGUGUUUGCCUGUGUUUUGUGGUGACCCUGGUACUCCUGCAGAAGGACGCCUCAAUGGAAAAAGUUUCACCUACAGAUCUGAAGUUAGCUUUCAGUGCAGACCCCCUUUUAUUUUGAUAGGCUCUUCAAGACGAUUCUGUCAAGCAGAUGGUACUUGGAGUGGAAUUCAGCCAACAUGCAUAGAUCCAGCUCACAAUACAUGUACAGACCCUGGUACUCCACAUUUUGGAAUACAGAAUAGUUCCAGAGGUUAUGAGGUUGGGAGCACAGUUUAUUUCAGAUGCAGAAAAGGUUAUCAUAUUCAAGGAUCUACCACACGUUCUUGUCUUGCUAACUUAACCUGGAGCGGCAUACAGUCUGAAUGCAUUCCUCAUGCUUGCAGGCAACCAGAAACACCGGCACAUGUAGAUGUGAAAGCAAUAGAUCUUCCAACUUUAGGGUAUACAUUGGUGUACACCUGUCAGCCAGGAUUUUUUCUUGCUGGUGGAUCAGAGCAUCGGACAUGUAAACCAGAUAUGAAGUGGACAGGAAAAUCACCUAUUUGUAAAAGUAAAGGAGUGAGAGAAGUUAAUGAAACAAUAACUAAAUCUCCAGUUCCCUCAGAUGUGUUUUUUAUAAAUUCACUGUGGAAAGGGUUUUAUGAGUAUUUAGGAAAAAGGCAGCCUGCUACUCUCACUGUUGAUUGGUUCAAUACUACAAGCAGCAAAGUGAAUGCCACAUUCAUUGAGGCAUCCAACAUACAACUCAAAUUAUCAGGUGUUUACAAGAAGGAAGAAGCCCAUUUGCUCUUGAAAGUUUUUCAGAUUAAAGGACCCAGUGACAUUUUUGUAAGCAAGUUUGAAAACGACAACUGGGCACUAGAUGGUUAUGUAUCCUCAGGGCUCGAAAGAGGUGUUUUUACCUACCAAGGUGAUAUACAUGGAAAAGACUUUGGAAAAUUUAUGCUCCAAAGACAAGGUCCUUUAAGUGCAGAUACAGACCUUUCAAAUCACUAUUAUGGUACAAACAGCAGUUCGGUUGCAGCUGCCAUCCUGGUACCAUUCUUUGCUCUAAUAUUAUCAGGGUUUGCAUUUUACCUCUACAAACACAGAACAAGACCAAAAGUACAGUACAAUGGGUAUGCUGGACACGAAAACAGUAAUGGACAGGCCUCAUUUGAAAAUCCCAUGUAUGACACAAACUUAAAACCCACAGAGGCAAAGGCUGUGAGGUUUGAUACGACUCUGAACACAGUUUGUACAGUGGUAUAGCCUUCAGUGCCCAAUAUGACUGAUUCAUAGCCAUACCUCUGAUGGACAAGCAGUAAUUCCUUUGGUGCCAUAUACCAGUUUCCCUUCUUCUCUCGGCUUUGCUGCUGUAAUCUUUAACAUCUUCUGUCAGCCUACAUGCAGCUAAAUUUUCUGGUAAAAACAUGUCAGUCUUCGGGGGAUCAGACAAAGAAUAUUUUUUCAUCUUAAAGUUGGAUCAAAAUGCCUGGCUGCAUCUGCUUCAAAUCAAGGCACACUCUAAGGAAGACUGCCGAAUCAUGCCACUUUGUCAUAUUUGAUGCCUCAGACUUUCAUAUUUGUAUGUGGCUGGGUGCCUUCCAAUGCGUUCUUCUGGGCACUUGGAUAAAUUCUUUGAGUACUGUGACAAAUGAUAGCACCACAGAUUAUCCCCAGGAAUAUUCUGAAGAAAUAAAGCUCUCCUGAAGAAGGAAACAGCCUUCCUUGAGGUUGCAUACAUCUGAAAAUGCUUUACCGUUGAAAUCUUGAAAAAAAUUAAGGAACCUUAGAGUGUAUUUCAUUCCUAGGGCAGUUUUGUCAAUUUCCCAAUCAGCCAUUAAUACAGCAAAAUGUUAAUGCACAAUAUUUUUGCACUAGGGUGUUAUGGCUGACUGAGUAAGAUACUGGUAAAAAUAUACAGGGUUUCUACACUGUCCAUUGUAUAUAGACAUUCACUCACUCUUUGCUAAGCAAAACAUUCCACACAAAAUUUACUUGGAAUAUUAAAUUAUGAGCCCUAUGCUUAGCACCAGUUAAAAUCUUGUGCGAUAGACAAUAAUAUUUCUUUUGUCAAUUUUUUACUAAAUUUCAUUAUAAACCUGAAAGCAAGUCAACGGAGACUUUCAGCUAGAACAAGAGCCCAUUUCUAAGAAAUUUUCAUUGCCACUAUUGUUUUCUUCUGCAAUCAGUCAUCAAUCACCAUUGUCAGUAUCAUACUAUUUAACAGCAGGGGGGUUAGCAGCUAUUGCUGCUUGCCAUGUACAAAUGUGAAUAGUAAUUUAUUUUAGAUAGCUCAUAAAAGCCUGUGAGCCUGUGCUCAUAAUACAGUCUUCCCUUUUGCAUUUUUUUCCAUUUUUUUCCUGUAAUAUGACAUCAUUUUCUGAUGUUACAUGGAACUAAACCACAUUACAGUAGCAUAUAUAAACCCAGUGCAAAUGGUCUAUAACAAGCUGUCAUUCAGUUUCUACACUGAACAAAGAGAAAUAUUCAACUAUCUUUCGUGUUUCUUUUGAGAUUUUUUAAACACACCGCUUACUGCUUUUGUACUUAUACAGUUUAACAGAGACAUUUAUAAAUAUGAAGGCUGAGUAAAUCAUUAACAUUUUCUUAGAAUUAGAGGGUUUACUGAAUGAAAACAAACCAACAAACAAGGUGCCAUAGGGCAUAUUAAUUAAAUUGAGUUUUAAAAUUAGGAAAUUACAGGAAAUGAUGGAGCAAAUUCUGGUUUCAUUCAUACUCAUUGAGCUCAAAAACCAGAAAAGUUCCUUUUCUUUUCUUACAAUUCAGGGUUGGUUUUUGAUGCUAUCAUUUUGUUUUAGU
Empidonax traillii (willow flycatcher) is the source of this 3868-nucleotide messenger RNA. Its product is annotated as CUB and sushi domain-containing protein 1-like. Bases 461 to 2314 code for a protein of 617 amino acids. The record is from RefSeq and is a predicted model, not a curated record. Lineage: Eukaryota; Metazoa; Chordata; Aves; Passeriformes; Tyrannidae. The transcript is spliced from 16 exons.